AUGUGUGAAGAAGAUAUUGCUGCGUUGGUGAUUGACAAUGGAUCCGGUAUGUGCAAGGCGGGUUUUGCUGGCGACGAUGCUCCUCGCGCUGUAUUCCCAUCAAUCGUUGGACGACCUCGACAUCAAGGCGUAAUGGUUGGCAUGGGACAAAAGGAUUCAUAUGUUGGUGAUGAAGCACAAUCGAAGAGAGGUAUCCUCACGUUGAAAUAUCCGAUCGAACACGGUAUCGUGACAAGCUGGGACGACAUGGAGAAGAUCUGGCAUCAUACUUUCUACAAUGAGCUUAGAAUAGCACCUGAGGAACAUCCAGUUCUUUUGACUGAAGCACCACUCAACCCGAAAAACAACCGUGAGAAGAUGACUCAAAUCAUGUUUGAAACGUUCAACACACCAGCCAUGUAUGUCAACAUCCAGGCUGUCCUCUCACUGUACGCAUCUGGCCGUACCACUGGUAUUGUGCUUGAUACUGGUGAUGGU
Anisakis simplex (herring worm) is the source of this 477-nucleotide messenger RNA. NCBI's taxonomy places the organism in Eukaryota, Metazoa, Nematoda, Chromadorea, Rhabditida, Anisakidae. The record is from the annotation of a GenBank genome assembly.